Molecule: messenger RNA, 717 nt
Organism: Strongylus vulgaris
Lineage: Eukaryota; Metazoa; Nematoda; Chromadorea; Rhabditida; Strongylidae
Source: the annotation of a GenBank genome assembly
GAUCGUCGCCUUAUUCUUCACCACUCGUUAGUGAAAUCGACUGAAAAACAUCACAAGUCGAUGUUCAACCGCGGUGGAAAGAUAAUUGUCUAUCUCGAGCCGGCUCCACCUCAUAAUGUUGGCCCUCAAAGAACGAGCAACUUCAACUACAUCCGUUUCGUUUUUCGAAAUGGUGGAGAAGAAGAUUUUCAUAGGAAAUAUGAAGAAGCACUGAAGCGGAAGACAUGGCAGAGAUCUAGCUCAGGGUCAAGCUCCGGUGGAUCAAGAACGAGUCAAGGUCUACAAAUGCGUGCAGUGGGGAUUGCCGGCCUCGAAAAAAGAAUAGCAGAAAACCAUCAAAGAACUCAUGAGACAAUCAGUCAGGCAUUCGAGGAUAUGUCGCGUCUAAUGGAAACUGCUCGCGAUAUGGUCGCUCUUUCGAAAAGCAUCGCUGAAAAACUCCGUUCACGUCGCGGAGAAAUUACUGAAGAUGAGACAAUCGCAUUCAAAUCAUAUUUGCUCUCGCUUGGUGUGUCAGAUCCUGUGACAAAGUCAGCGUAUGGGAGUGGUGCUAUUUAUUUCGAAAAGCUUGGAGAAGAACUUUGUACAGUACUCCUAGAACCGCUCAAGGUAGUUAACGCUCCUUUCUGUACAAUUUUUUUGGUUUUUGUUGCAUAUAUCAUACGUAUUUUACGCUUUCUGGUUGGGAGUUUACGGGCAUGCUUUAAAUCAUUAUAA